UUCGGAAGAGAGCGGAUAGGACGAGGAAGAGAGAGACCUGAAGAGACAUCUCAGAAGAAACAGCUUGAACUUCCCUAUUCCCAACAAAGCCAGCACCAUGGACACUAAAGGCUCAUUUUCCUGUGGCUUCUUCUUGCUGCUGCUCAUCCAACUCCAGCUUGGAAGAGCCAACCCUAUCUACAGCCUCAGCCCUGCCAAAGAACUGGCCAGCAUGGAGGCUCUGCUGGAGAAACUGGAGGAUAAAUUUGCAAUGAUUGAAGCCCUGGAGUCCAAUCCUGACCUGCAAGAACCCAAAAACCAGGAGGAGGUCCCACCAGAACUCAUGGAUGACAGUGAUGACCAGAAGGCUGAACCCAGGCUAGCACCCAGCACCCCUCUGUCCUACAGGGACCCCUUCCUCAAGAGACUGAGGGGGCUGCAGAUGCCCAGGAUGAUGAGAGAUUCUGGCUGCUUCGGGAGGAGGAUUGAUAGGAUCGGCUCCCUGAGUGGAAUGGGUUGCAAUGGUUCCAGAAAGAAUUAAGACAACCUCCCUAUGCCCUACUCUGAAGAAUGCUUUACAGUACCUGUUCCUCCCCAGACGAAAGCCGGAUGCUUUCUAAACUCUUCAACAGAAAGUGAUUCCUAUUUCUAUUUAUUUAUUUAUUUAUUUAUUUGAUGGUUGGUUUGUUUUUUUUUUAAAGAAUAUUUCUUACUCUAGCACCAAGAGAUCAUCUUUAAAUAAAACUAACACGUUAGACAUCUCUGCUGGACCUCUCUCCUGUCUGUUGCAUUAAAAUGUCUUGUAUUUUCCUAAAGUCAGAAGCCUAUGUUUUAUUGAAAAGGCUGAUCCACAAGGCUGGGUCUUACACUAGACAGAGAAUGUAGGAACAAAAAUGAGGUUUUCACUGGAGUUUUUUCCCUCUGCACUAAGAAAUUGUAACAGAUUAGCAGAUAAAGAAAGCUUGCUCAACAUUGAAACACCAACAUGAGUCCUCCUAUAGACAGGGGUUUAGUAACAAGAGAGUCCUGUUGCUGGUGUAGGUUAUUCAGUCAAGGGAAAUGCCACAAAUCCCACAUGGAAGCAAAAUUGACAUGAAAAGAAAUCAGAAAAAUCACAACACUCCACAAGUUUCAAGAUCACCAGAGGGAGGAAAGGGAAUUCAUUGUAUAUGCUUUCUAGCACUCACCAAAUAAAGGCUCUGAGCAUCACACAAAGAUACAUCA
Messenger RNA from Pezoporus flaviventris, 1203 nucleotides. RefSeq names its product natriuretic peptides A. Gene Ontology annotation, cellular component: cytoplasm; nucleus; extracellular region. Lineage: Eukaryota; Metazoa; Chordata; Aves; Psittaciformes; Psittacidae. The transcript has 3 exons. Gene Ontology annotation, molecular function: hormone receptor binding; hormone activity. Gene Ontology annotation, biological process: negative regulation of systemic arterial blood pressure; receptor guanylyl cyclase signaling pathway; cGMP biosynthetic process. The coding region runs from base 98 to 520 and encodes 140 amino acids. The record is from RefSeq and is a predicted model, not a curated record.